This is a messenger RNA of Ectocarpus sp. CCAP 1310/34, 531 nucleotides long. NCBI's taxonomy places the organism in Eukaryota, Phaeophyceae, Ectocarpales, Ectocarpaceae. The record is from the annotation of a GenBank genome assembly.
CAGGCAGCAGCUCGCGGCCAAAAUCGUGACGAAGAGAAGAAUGUUAGUGACGUGUUCAACGACGAUCCCGUCGGAUUUUGCCGCUACCACCAAUCCGAGCUUCACACCAACGAGCAGUGUCGUCUCAAGCAACAACUGCGGCGCGCGCGUUCGAGAGAGGGCGCCGAGGAACGCCGCUCGGGCGGCGGCAGCCGCGGUGGCUGCCGAUGGGUGAGGUAUGAAGGGCAGCAGCACCACACCGGUCAUGGUGGCGGUGGCUGGAGCCAAGAAAUGGUGAGAAAACGACGAUGUGUGUGAAGCUCACUGACGUGUCUGUUGUAGAGCCUGAGUUUCAACUUGUUCUCAACGCAUGCUGUUUCUCUGAAGUAACCAAUCCUCUACGACGAACGUGGUGCAACCCUACACAAUGGACUGCUCUUUGCUAGAGAGGAAAAAGCGUCUGCAGCGUAUGCCAUGCGGUUGCCGUACGACCCAUCUGCGACUAUUGUAGACCCUGCUGCUUUGCCCACAUUCGUGACUGCCCCCGACUCC